Electrophorus electricus (electric eel) is the source of this 5210-nucleotide messenger RNA. Lineage: Eukaryota; Metazoa; Chordata; Actinopteri; Gymnotiformes; Gymnotidae. The record is from RefSeq and is a predicted model, not a curated record.
ACGCUGUGGGAGAGCGCCAGUAUAAAGUGUAUCUGCGCUGUGGGAGAGCGCCAGUAUAACGUGUAUCUGCGCUGUGGGAGAGAGCUAGUAUAACGUGUAUCUGCCCUCGCACGGCGAGUCAAGGAGCGCACGGCCGGAGGGGGAUGAAGAUGGCGGACGCCAAGCAGAAGAGGAACGAGCAGCUGAAGCGCUGGCUGGGCUCGGAGACGGACAUGGAGCCGCCGGUCCUCAGGAGCAAGAAGCCGCGGGUGAAGUUCGACGACGGCGCCGUGUUCCUGGCCGCCUGCUCCAGCGGAGACGCCGACGAGGUGCUGCGCCUGAUCGGCCGUGGAGCAGACGUCAACUACGCCAAUGUGGACGGGCUCACCGCGCUGCACCAGGCCUGCAUAGACGACAACGUGGACAUGGUGACCUUCCUGGUGGAACACGGCGCCUGCAUCAACCAGCCCGACAAUGAGGGCUGGAUCCCCCUGCACGCGGCCGCCUCCUGUGGCUACAUGGACAUCGCUGAGUACCUCAUCAGCCAGGGUGCCAACGUCGGCGUGGUAAACAGCGAGGGCGAGACGCCGCUGGACAUCGCCGAGGAGGAGGCCAUGGAGGAGCUUCUCCAGAACGAAAUCAACCGGCAAGGCGUGGACAUCGAAGCGGCCCGGAAGGAGGAGGAGCGCGUGAUGCUGCGCGACGCACGCCAGUGGCUCAACAGCGGGCAGAUCACCGACGUCCGGCACACCAAGUCCGGUGGCACCGCCAUGCACGUGGCUGCCGCCAAGGGUUACACGGAGGUUUUAAAGCUUUUAAUCCAGGCAGGGUAUGAUGUAAAUAUUAAAGACUAUGACGGCUGGACGCCCCUGCAUGCUGCUGCUCACUGGGGGAAGGAGGAAGCCUGUCGGAUACUGGUGGACCACAUGUGCGACAUGGACGUGGUUAAUAAAGUGGGUCAAACGGCGUUUGAUGUAGCGGAUGAAGAUGUCUUGGGCUAUUUAGAAGAACUGCAAAAGAAGCAGAAUCUGCUUCUGAGUGAAAAGAAGGAUGUUAAAAAGUCUCCAUUGAUAGAAACUACGACCACUGGGGACAAUAAUCAUUCUGUGAAACCAGUGAAGAGUGAAACACUUUUACUUGAGCCGGAGAAGAACGCUCCACGCAUCGACACUCUGGAACCAGAGAAGGUGGACGAGGAAGAGGAGGGUAAGAAAGACGAGUCUAGCUGCUCCAGUGAGGAAGAGGAGGAGGAAGACUCGGAGUCAGAAAAUGAAGCAGACAAGGCCAAGUCGUCCACUCCCAUGAGCAACUCCAACAGCAUGGUCCCUGCCCCUGCUCCUACGCCCACACCUGCUCCUACCCCCUCAAGUGUUGCUGUCUGCUCCCCUUCGAGCCCGACCAACCAGGUGACCACCCCCACCUCACCUGUGAAAAAGUCUGAUAUUCUCACUGCCCUUAUGCCCGUGGGUGAGGCUGCCUGUCCUGCAUUGUGGCGUCAGGGCUUGCGAAAAACUGGCAUUUCUCUUGUGCCCAAAAAAGCGAUGGUUGGCGUCCCCGCUGGGAAGGUUUCGCCCAAGGAGGAUGAGAGGAAGGACGAGUCUCCGGCGUCGUGGAGGCUGGGCUUGCGCAAGACGGGCAGCUACGGUGCGCUGGCCGAGAUCAGCGCCACAAAGGAGGGGCAGAAGGAGAAGGAGGCGACCGGCGUGAUGCGCUCCGCCUCCUCACCGCGCCUCACCUCCUCCCUGGACAACAAGGACAAGGAGAAGGAGAAAGAGAAAAGCCGCCUGGCCUACGUCGCCCCUACCAUCCCCCGCAGGCUCGCCAGCACGUCGGACAUUGACGAGAAGGAGAACAGGGACUCGGUCACUAGCCUGGUGCGUAGUGGUUCCUACACACGGAGGCGCUGGGACGAGGACCUGAAGAACAGCGAUGGAGACACCCCACAGAACCGAACAUCCAGCUACCAGCACAGCACAUCUCACACGUUCAUGCUGGGCCGCGGCGGGAGCGCCCGCGUUGACCUGCCUGCCAAGUCUUCCUCCGCUUCCAGCUUGGAGCCUAACAGCUGCAGCACUAAAGCCUGGCAGCCGCCAUCCUCCUAUCAGCCUUACAGCAUACACCGCAGCGGAUCGUUUGGAAGGAGGCAAGACGAUGCUGUGACCUCCACUACGACGACAACAAGCACCACCUCCACUAUUACCUCACCUACAGGUCACCGCAGUCUGUUUUCCAGGUAUUGGUCAGAGGACAGUGCUGAGAAAGAGAAAGAGUCCGCGACUGUUAUCCCCACAAUCAACACUGCAGCCACGACCACCUGCACUACUGGGACUGCACUGGGCUCUGACGGCAGGGAGAGACGCAGGUCUUACCUCACACCGGUGCGGGACGAAGAGUCAGAGUCUCAGAGGAAAGCUCGAUCUCGACAGGCUCGCCAGUCCAGGAGGUCCACGCAGGGCGUAACCCUGACAGACCUCCAGGAGGCAGAAAAGACCAUCGGGCGGAGUCGUGUCUCGCGCCCCCGGGAGGAGGAGAAGGAGGAGCGGGAGAAACAGGACAAGGAGAAGCAGGAGGAGAAAAAGGAGGUUGAGUCGAAGGAGGACGACUAUCGGUCACGCUACCGCAGCUUGGAGGAGCGCUACCGCACCUCCUCCCUAAGCUCCUCCUCCUCCACUACGGCCUCCACGCUGCCGUCGACCUCCGCCAGCUCAUCCUCAAUCUACACCACCUCCUCGUCUUCGCUGAACCGGCCCAGCAGCCUGGCGGGCCUCACAUCCACUUAUAGCCGCUCGAGCUCGGCCCGUGAGGCCGAUAAAGAAGCAGAUAAGAAAGAGGAGGAGAAAGAGGGGGAGGAUCGGUCUCAGCCCCGCUCCAUACGGGAUCGCAGACGACCUCGCGAGAAACGACGCUCUACUGGGGUAUCGUUCCGGACUCUGGACAGUGAUGAGAACGACCUGGAGCAGCAGUCCGACUCGGAGGAGGGAAGCACUAAAGGAGAGCCUCAGAGCGACAGACUGUCUAGCGCGUCCUCCCUCGACCGCUACGAGCACCUGGACAGCCGUGGGCACCGGGAAGGCCGCCGGCCGUACUCGCGCAAUGACAGAGAUGACGCCACCGAUUACAAGAAGCUUUAUGAACAGAUUCUAGCUGAAAAUGAGAAGCUGAAAUCUCAGUUACGUGACGCGGAUCUGGAGCUGGCAGACCUGAAGCUACAGCUGGAGAAGGCCACACAGAGGCAGGAACGCUUCGCGGAUAGGUCGCAAUUAGAGAUGGAGAAAAGGGAAAGAAGAGCUCUAGAAAGAAAGAUCUCUGAGAUGGAGGAGGAACUGAAGAUGCUACCAGACUUGAAAGCGGACAACCAGAGACUAAAGGAUGAGAAUGGUGCUCUGAUCCGAGUCAUCAGCAAGCUUUCCAAGUAGAACAGCAGCCCCUCACCCCUCUGACACUUAGAUAUUAUUACACCAGACAUCGGCGACAGGACUGCUCCUUUUCCCUGGUCACCCACCCUCACCUCUCACACGUGCUCUCUCUCGCUCUCGCUCUCUCUCUCUCUCUCUCUCCGUCCGUGCUGUUUCUCUCCGUUCAUGACCCUCAUCCCUUCCAGUCCUCCUCUCUGCGGGUCCGGCAGGUCCCAUGGCUAGCUGCACUACACUGCACAUGCAGCAGCAGAGUUUACAGGGUUGAGAGAACCAGGGUAGAUGGCUGUGGAGGCGCUGUGGGCCGGGAACAACCUCCCGAACUAUUUAACCAAUAAGCCUUAGUUGUACAGGAAAGGAGCAAGGAUGAGGAACCCACUUGUGUCAGUUUCUCUUGGCUGUCACAGAAGGACGGUUAUUUCACACCUGAUUUUAUUUGUACCACAAGGUGUCUGUUUUUUGUUUUUUGUUUUUCCUGGUUUUGUUUUUGCAUUUUUUUUUUCUUCUCUUAUGCAUACAUAUGUUACAUAAAGUGCAGCUUCCCCUCUCAACUGGUACACUGUUUUUUUUUUCCCACUGCCCCCCGCCAGAAGUCUCGCUCCCUUUUCGGUGUUUCUCAGCAGCGGACUUUCCAGCAUUCAGCAGUGUCGUCGUUUCCUCCCCAACCCCGCCCCUGUGCACGCACAAACACACAUGCGCGACACACACACUCACCGAGCCCUGUUCCCUCCCUGAGUUCUGGUCAGAGGGAGAUGUCUCCCUGGCUGUGUUGAGCAGGUGGACCUGGUGGAGUUUAGCUUUCACUUGAAUGUGCAAUAUGAGUCUGUUUCUUUAUACAAUGCUUUAAAGAUCAGUUCGUCACGAGUAAUGUUCACUUGCCCCUUUUCUGCCCCCAUCCCUUUCUCCCUUUUCUUUGUUUGUAGCGUAGUCCGUGGUUUAUACUCCUCCCCAACCCCCCGUUGUUUUAGCAGGUACGGAGUGAAGCUGUAUAUACCUGUAUGUAUUGUUUGAGACAAGCACAUGGCAUGCAUUGAUGCUGUUCUGUCUGUUACUGUUGAAAUAUACCAACUCCAGAGGACAAAAUGAAACAAAAAAAAAGUGUGUUUUAACUUUAUCUUCUUCUUUUAUAGUCUGAAGACAUCGAAUAAAAGUAGUGCCUCCCUCGUAAAGGGGGAUGGCUACAGAUGUUCAGUGCAUUCUUUCAGUUUUAAAGAAAAAUAUUCACCAUAAUUGUGACAUAAGAAUAAUAUAAUGACUUCACUACUUUCACACGUUGUAUUCCGUAUCUUUGGAAGAGUGCUGUUCCCCUCCCUCCUCUUGCUAUUAGUAUAAGCUGAGGUGUUGUCACUAAAAAGAAAAGCCUAGAUAUCGCUAACCCAGUUCACCCCCCAACCCCCACUCCCCCCCCCCCCUAUUUUUAUUUUAAACAUUGUCUACAUGCACUGUUAAUGCCAUGCCAGGAGUCUCGUCCAUUUUUAGCGAUCUUUGCCACCAUAUCAGAUGAUUGUGUGUGUGUGUGUGUGUGUGUGUGUGUGUGUGUGUUGGAAACCAGUUUAAUGCAUUUCAGUGGCCUUUUAAAUACUGUAGUUGAGAGAAGAAAAUGUCGCUGUUGUUGGACUUUCAGCUGUCUCCGCUUUGGUUUUAGCUUUUUUAUGGUUUUUUUUUUUUUCCUCUCUUUUUUAUUUUUUGGAAUUUUUUUUUUUUUUUUUUUUUAAAUAUCAUCUUGUAAAAUAGACGUGUGGCUUCCUACAUGCAAGCUGUGCUGUGACUACCAACCACUGAGAGUUCAUUAAAAUAAAGUUGUAAAUUGUAAAAAUC